AUGAAAACGAGAGAACCUGGUUCUCAUUAUCAUCAGAAUAGCAAUAGUCAUCAUCUACUGAAUCAGAAUAAUUAUCAAGUGGAAUUCAAAUAUCUUUACUUCUGCAUUCAAAAAUCAAUUAAUAAGAAAGUGGUAUUAAGUUUGAAGUAUGAACAGUUGAAAACUCCUGAAAUAUAUUCAACUUUAAUCAAACCAUUAACUGAUUCUAUUAUAAAGUUAUCUGAUAAUAAUAAGAUCGUGGUUAACAAGUAUCGAUAUAACGAGGAGAAUAACAAAGUAUCUAAUUAUGUUAUAUUCAUCUUAUUAUUGAUACGAUAUGAAUUCCUCAUUCAAUCUGAAAAUAAUUUAAUCUUAUAUGAGUUAUUAAACACUAAAGCUAAUGUAUGUGAAUUAUUAGCUAUACGAUUAUUACGAGAAUAUAAAUCAUAUAAUCGGAUCAAAUUAUUAUUCAUUAAACCUAUGAAGAACCACGAUUUCAAUACAUUACAGUUGAGUGUGUUAAGUAAGUCAAAGCGAUUCUUAUCCCAACCUAUUAUCGUAAGGAUUCUUGAUAGGUUUUUCAAUGGGGAAUUGAUUGAUAAUACAGAUGAAGCAUUAUUAAAGAAUGAAGUGGAUGAUAAUGACGAUGAACAAGGAUUAUUCAAUAAUGAGAUUAUUAAUUAUAAGUUCAAUAAAAUAUCAUUUAAGAAUAUCAUAAAAAGAUCAAAUACGGUACCGAAGUAUCAAUCGAUUGUGAUCAACUUAAAACUAAUUUCUUUUAUGAUAUUAUAUUUCUUCAUCAUUAUAAGUAAGAAAAAUAAUCUUAACAAUGAUAAUAAGUUUACCGAUAAUGUGUUGACUAUAAGUAAGAUUAUAUUCUGGUUAAUGGGAUUUAACUUCAAUCUUGAAUUCAUUAUUAAAGUUGCUAAUAUCGAGAUGAAAUAUUUCAGAAUGAUUAUAUGGAAUUAUAUUGAUUUCAUAAUAAUUUUACUUCUUGAUAUCACAUUUAUAUUAAAAGUGGUUAAACUGGAAUAUUUUGAUGAUUUAUUCAGUGUAUUGUCAAUCAUAUUAGUUCCACGUAUACUUUCCAGCUUUAACAAUUAUAGAUUCUUCAACCUUAUAAUCGUAUCAUUCAAUCGAAUGAUGUUUAACUUGAUUGGAUUAAUCUGUUUCUUCAUUUCAUUAAUCAGUGGAUUUUAUUUCAGUUUUAUAUCAUUAUCUAAAAAUCGUACCAAUUAUGAUAUUAUGUUUGAUAUGACAAAGAUAUUCUUUGGAUUUACCCCCUCGGUAUGGAAUAAUUGGGAUAAUUAUAAUACGUUAGGGAAAAUCAUUCAAAUGGGAUAUUUGUUCUUAAUUCAAUUUAUAAUCGGAACUAUUCUAGCCAUUGUGUUAGGACAAAUCUUUUCUAAAGUCAAUGAUAAUAAUCAAGAAGAAUUUAAUUAUUUCAAAUCGGUUAAUAUGAUAUUAUAUUUUAAAAUGGCUAAAUUGAAUAAGAAUAAAGGAAUCUUUACAAUAGUGUUAAAUUUAUUCAAGUUACCAAUCAUUAUUGUUAUAUUCAUUUAUGAAUUAAUCUUAUCCAAAUUAAGUUAUCAACCGAAUACAAUCUUAACUAAUAAUGAAUUAAAACAUUUCACAUUCUUAAAUAAAGAUGAUUAUGAUUUAGAUUAUCUUUAUUUACAAGAAAAUGGUAUUGAUGAAGAAAGUUUAUUAAUUCAAAAAUCAAGAAGAACUCCAUCUCAGUUUAAGAGAAGAUAUAGUAAUAAACAGAGUCAAGGGUUGAUGGUUCCAAAGCUUAAUCAAGUUCAAUCUAUCAGUACAUUAGGAGGGAAUUAUCGUAGUGCAUCUACUGAUUCAACAUUCAUUGAUGAGUUAUUAACUAAGAAAUAUGGUGGUGGUGGAGGAAACACUAAUAAUACUAAUGGAAAGAUUGAACGAACUAAAACUAAUAAUAGUGAAGUUCAAUUCAAGACACCUAAUCGAGCUUUUCAAAAGAAAUCAUCGAUGGAGAUUUUAAAUCGAUUAAAACAUUUAGAAAUCUUAUUAAUGAAUAAUUUACGAGAGAUAAAUGAUAUAGAAUCAGUGGUUCAUAAUGAAGUUGUGGUAGAAGAAGAGGAAGAUGGAGGAGUUUAUGAAACACCUAUAUCAUCAUCAGUACCACAGAUAAUUCAAUCACAACCACUGACGGAAGGAAUGUAUGAUAUUUAUGAAGCUACCUUAGAUGAUAUUGAACUGAUAAGUUCGGAUCAAUCGACUAUAGAGGAAACUCCAAGACGAUUAUAUAUGGAAGAUUCUGAACCAGAAGAUAAACAUGAUGAAGAAGAAGUAGAAGAUUAUGAUAAUGAUAAGGAUAGUACUAUAAAUUAUGAAUCUGAUGAUACAUUCUAA
This is a messenger RNA of Scheffersomyces coipomensis, 2364 nucleotides long. RefSeq names its product Fgr29p (gene FGR29). Bases 1 to 2364 code for a protein of 787 amino acids. Lineage: Eukaryota; Fungi; Ascomycota; Pichiomycetes; Serinales; Debaryomycetaceae. The transcript has a single exon. The record is from RefSeq and is a predicted model, not a curated record.